Dromiciops gliroides (monito del monte) is the source of this 2433-nucleotide messenger RNA. RefSeq names its product DnaJ heat shock protein family (Hsp40) member C28 (gene DNAJC28). The record is from RefSeq and is a predicted model, not a curated record. The transcript is spliced from 2 exons. Bases 904 to 2049 code for a protein of 381 amino acids. NCBI's taxonomy places the organism in Eukaryota, Metazoa, Chordata, Mammalia, Microbiotheria, Microbiotheriidae.
UCAGGAGGACCUGAUUUCAAAUCCAGCCUCAGACACUUGACACUUAAUAGCUAUGGGACCCUGGGCAAGUCACUUAACCCCAGUUGCCUCACAAAAAGAAAGAAAGAAAAGAGAGAGCAAAUAAUUAUGCUUCUGGGUUCCUAGUGGUCCCUGUUUUUAUUUGAGAUUGAUUACUGAUCUAACUAAUAAAGAGGGAAAGCCUACUAUAAUACUAGGAUAAUGAGGAAGGAUUCCAUUAAGCUAAGGGCACCAGAACUCAGCCUUAAAGGAAGCUAGGAUUCUUAAAGAUGGAAAUAAGUACAGGGAAGUGGUGGGUUGACUUGACUUGAAACCAGGGCCUACCCAGCACAAGCAUCUUGUGAUCUGCCUUGUCACAGUAAUCAAAUCAGUAUGACUUGUUACUUGCCAGACAGAAACAUCCUACUCUGGUUCCCACUUCCCUUUGUCUGUUUAUAUCCCCAAUUAAAACCAUCUCACUUUGAUACUUGUAUUUGCAAUAUCAAGCACAGUGUCAGACUCAUUGUAGGCACUUAAAUGUUUGUUCAUUCAUCCAUCCAACCAGCCAUCUUGUUUUGGCAGCUCCAUGAAAUAUUGAUGAGGCCUUAGAAAACUAUUAUAAUUGCACAGUAUAAUAGAUGAGGGUUUUUGAGGGCCUGAACCAAGUUUGUGGUUGUGUGAGUGAAAAGAUAAGCACAGAGCUGAGGAUGUUGUAGAAGCAGACUCCAGGAAAUUAUUGAUUUCCACAAUAAGACCCUCUACAAUUUGGAAGUGGAUAGAGUGCCAGGCCUGGAAUCAGGAAAACUCAUCUUCCAGACUCAUCUUCCUGAGUUUUCAAAUCUUCCCUCAGAUACUACCUGUGUGACCCUAGGUCAUUGCUUAAAAUGCAACUGAAUCUGAACAACCAUGAAGUGGCUAUGUAUAGUUAUGAGCGCCAAAUUAAGAUACUCUGUUUUGGUAAAUAUAGCAAUGAUUCCAAACCGGAUGAAAGUUGUUCCAUGUCCUUAUAUCAUUAGUAAUAGAAUGAUGUCACAUUAUAAAUCUAAAAAGAAUAUCACAGAAUAUUACAAUAUACUUAACCUUGAGGAAGGCUGUUCUGCUGUUGAAGUAAGAGAAUCUUUUCGUCAACUUGCCAAGCAGUUUCAUCCAGAUAGUGGAUCCAGUACUGCUGAUUCUGCAGCUUUUAUACAGAUAGAAGAAGCCUAUAGGAUGGUACUUGACCAUGUAAUGGAGAAAACAAAAAAGAGACAAAAUAAAGUUGAGGAAGAGGAGGAUGAAGCUACUCCCAAAUAUAAAACACCACAACAUAGGCAUUAUUUAAGUUUUGAAGGUUUUGGUUUGGGAACUCCAAGUCAACGAGAAAAACAAUAUAGGCAAUUUAGAGCAGAUCGUGCUAGUGAACAAGUAAUGGAAUAUCAAAAGCGGAAACUGGAAAACCAAUAUUAUGCUAAUAGUGUGACUGCUAAAAAUGUAAGACAAAGUAAGAAUCAAAAAAUAACUCAAGCAAUUGAGCGCUUAGUAGAGGACCUCAUUCAGGAGUCAAUGGCUAAAGGAGACUUUGAUAAUCUCAGUGGUAAAGGAAAACCCCUGAAAAAAUUUUCUGGCUGCUCAUACAUUGAUCCUAUGACUCACAACCUGAACAGGAUUCUGAUAGAUAAUGGAUACCAACCAGAAUGGAUUUUAAUGCAAAAGGAAAUAAAAGAUACUAUUGAGCAACUCAGACAAGACAUUCUGGUGUCAAGGAAUAAACUUGGGCAUCCAAUGACAUCAAGUGAGCUAAAGCAGUGGAGCCAAGAUUGUGAGAAGUUUCAAGAAAAUAUUAAAAAAUUAAACAAGCGAAUUAAUUAUUUUAAUUUGAUUGUUCCUAUUCUGAACAGGCAAAAAGUUCAUUUUGAUGCAGAGAAAGAAAUUGCCAAAGCCCUAAAAAAUUAUGAAAACCUAAUAGAAGCACGGAAGAUGGAUAAUAAAAGCACAACUAACAUUGAAGCAGAAGAUGUUAAAACGGUUGGAUUCAAGGCAGGUUUUUUUAAAUGGCUAAGUCUAUGGCGAUGAUGGUAAAAUAUGAGGAUUUCAAGAUUCAGUGCCAUUGUGAUUCAGUCUUUUUUUUUUAAAGAUAUGCUGACCUCAAGCAUGAGAUCUGUACUAUCACACUUCUAAGAAUUUAUGUCUUCCCAUCUCUCUAUUUUCAUCUUUGUCAGUGACUCCAGAAGUUAUCGAAUGAACGGAUUUCCUACUAGUCUUUAGGAUGCAUGUACACAUCAGCUAUUUUCCAAAAACAAUAAACCCAAGAGGACUCAUUUCCGGGGGGAAGGAGAGAGACAUUCAACAAACUUUGAAUUUAAGAACAUUAGUCAUCAAGUGAAAUGAGCCAGUAUAAGACUAUGGGAAUAGUAAAUUCAAGGUAUGAGGUCAAUAAAGAUUGCUUCUACUACUAAA